AUGAAAAGGAAGAAACGACCGAGGUCUCAGGUGUCCGCCAAAGAGAAGAAGCAAAUCGACGAAGAUUCCUGGCGCGCAGCGUUGGAGGAUAUUUCGAUCAAUGACGAUAAUUGGUGGUGUAUCGCGACAAUGAUGGUCGAGACGGUCACCGAGCAUUCAAAGUGCGUGUCUCUGUUCAACAUUGCCGCCGAAGAGGGCACUCGAAAGGCCAUUUACUCUCUCAGUUAUCAGAAAAUGCUGUCCGCCGUGAGAGUGUUGUCAAAGCAUGACUUGAAUAAGUGUCCGACAGUUCAGGGCGUUUGUCAUUACGCGAGCAAGGUGUUGAGUGAGGACAAAGGCAUGCUGCCAACCUGGCUGAUAGCACGAAUCAUUAAGUUUUUGAUAUAUCGAGCCAAGGAAGACACUAUCGGCAUAGUGAAGAGGCUAGCUGACCUGGAACGUGAAGUAGACGAAGAGUAUCAGAUUAUGCAGACCGUAGCUGAUUGGGGACAACCGAGGUCUAAGGGGUUCGACGCAGAAAAAUUCAAUAACAAAGCGAACACAAGACUGCGAAAAUGCAACGAAGAGUGGCGGGAUGCGAUCUACGUGGACGAUGCGCCAUUGAAUGGGCCGAAUCUCUUCAUAAUUCUUUCUGGCUUUCACGAUCCGGAUCUGCCGGAGCAUUUAAUAAGUGCUGGGGUGCCAUUGUCGUUCAUACUUCCAAUCAAACGAUCGAACAAAGAGCUCGAUCGCCUAGCGCGGUACGAGACGGCGCGGAAAGAACCUUUAGAAAUCCGUAGUCUACUUCAUUUCGAAAGCUACGAGAGCAGUGGUUUUGACUUGUUCAAGUUCUGGUCGACGAUCGAAACACGGGUAAUGAAUCCACAAGUGUAUCCAGCUCUCUGCGACGUCGCGUUCGUCACUUUUCGUCCCCCAAAGUUGCCAAACGUUUACGACGACGACCAGUACGAGAGUCUUCGGAAGGACAUGUACGACAGAGUGUCGUAUUUUCUAUACGAUCUCUACGACCUUUAUCGACAGCAUACUAAUUAUUUGAAAGCCAUGAGGAUAGAGGAGAAUAUCGUCGAUCGUAGAGAGGAGAAGCAUGACACGAACGCUUACGAGACUUUUUUGGACGCUGUACCUCAGGAAUGCGUUUCCGUACCAGUGAUACUGUUUGCUAUGCUGGUGCAGAUCGAGGCGAGCGAGCAAGCCUCGAACGAGGAAUCUGUCGAUGAGAAAGGCGAUGCAAAUACUAUUAAGAGGACAAGCGCAGACGCGGAAACGAAACCUGAAAACACGAAGCAGUCGCUUGUUUCGUUCGUCGAGGAAAAAUUAAAGGCUCUUAACGUGAAAUUCGAUCUCGACGACGAACAUAAUGCCAACGAAAAGGAACCAACGGUAACCGACAUUGAAUUAAUUCUCCGCGAAGAUAUUCUGAACGAGACCAUCCGUCUUCUCGAUGACUCUGCAAACUUUCACGUCCCGAGUAGAUCCGACUUGAUCGACAACAUCCUGCUCGUCUUUUGGCAUCCAAAUAUCACGAGUUUACAUUCGGAACACGAAAUCUCGGAGACGAAGCUCGAAGAGUACUCUCGUCAUAUCGAUAAAACUCGAUGCUACUUCGACGUUAAGAUGAGCAACGAAGAAGUCGGACACUAUUUGCAUAUCCUAAUGUUCGACAAGAUGAUAUUCGGGAAGCCUCGACGACAAAACGAUACGUCGAAAGACAGGAACGAAACAGGAACAGGGAACUCGAUGAAUUUCCAAAGUUCCUUGCACUCGAUGAAACUUAGCAAAUCGGCUCCCAGCCUGAGCUCGAAGUUCGAUCUGGAAAUAAAUUUUCACAGCGACGGUAACAUCGACUACGGCAAAUUUCUGCCAACGCUCGUCAAUUGUUCCCCCCUGUUCGAUCUGAUAGAUCCCAGAGAACUGUUAAUACCAGGCUAUUUGAAAGAGAACCUCUUCGACGCGAGAUGCAAGGACGGAUUGAAUCUCGACGAAUUCGACGACGUCGAGCCGUUAACGAAAUCCAUUUUUCUUCAGUCCCUUCAUCGGUGUCUACUUUCGUUCGACAAUUUGAAAAUUCGGUAUUUCGAGCCCACGGACUCCGUGUUGCUGUGCUUCGAAAACCAGUGGAAAGUUAAUGGGGUGGACGAGGAGGAAAGAAUUUCUAACAUUCGAACGCCUGUCCGACUUCGUGACUUUUGCGAAUACGUCGUGGCCGAGGAAGAGGAUUGGCUUAGACGGGAGGAAGAGAUCUACAGAUUGCAGACGAGCGAGUCGAUGGGAAGAUUGAUGAAGAAGGCCGUAGAGAUACACGACGAGACGUUGCUAUUCCGCGACGAAGACUUCAUUUUACCAUGGUCUCUCAAGGCUGGAGACCUUCAGAACGACGUACUUGUUACGGGGGAAAAACAGUCCGACGCGGGUACACGUUCUCCUUCCACCGAUGAAGAGACAACAGAACGUUCAAAGAAGGGUAAAGGGAAAAAAAGAAAGGCUACGAAAAAGGGAAAACAAAAAGGGAAGAAGCCCGCUGUUGACGAGGAGUCUACCUCGACCGCAAAAAAGAGCCCAUCCUUUCAUGACGGUGAAACGGCGGUGACUUAUGAGUUCAUAGGCUAUGACCUCGGCAAACAACGCGUACAUGUAACCAAUCGUAAGAAAACCUUCUUCUCGGACGAUGGUACUCUGGUAAGGGUAGAGGUGGACGACUGGCUAUACAAAAAUAAGGAUUUACGCAUCACGGUUACCCUUCGAGGCUACAGUUUACGAUUGUACCACGGAAUUGAUGUCCCAGAGUCUUCUACGGCGUUUCAUUUAACGAGUUCAAGGGGAAUCAUCCUUGCCUUCCAGAAACUCCUCAAGUCAGAAGAUACAACGAAGGAUCCCUUCAAGAACUAUUGGUCGGACAGCAGUAUCGAGUUUCGUGCUUCUUGGCCGACAGGAUUAUUGAUAGAACCGAUCAUCGGCGACAGUAAAGAGAAUCCGUUUUACAUUCGUCAAUCGUACAUUCCAAAGGGUUGUAACAGCACCAACGGGGUCAGCGAAGUUUGUCGAAAGUUUCUGAGAAAUGGAACCGUUUUGAAGUACCUCGACAACGGCAAGAUUAUCGUUCUUCGCCCUAACGGAGAUAUCGUGACUUGCAUAACUUUUGAGAAGCUUCGUGUAAACGAAGACGAGAAGACCGUCGAAGAAACCUACUUUGCGAAAGGCGACAGACCAAGCAGAGGAUCGAAGCUUCCGUCUAAAAGUAAAAGGAAACCGACGAGGUCCUCGAAGUCUCAAUUGCCUGGAGUGGUCGAGCAAAAUCCUGGGCUCGCACAGCAGGAUUCAACGACGGUGAAUCAAGUGACCGUUAAAUUUCGUUUUGACCGUGGCACCAGAAUGAUCUGA
Colletes gigas is the source of this 3378-nucleotide messenger RNA. Its product is annotated as sperm-associated antigen 17-like. Gene Ontology annotation, cellular component: axonemal central apparatus. Lineage: Eukaryota; Metazoa; Arthropoda; Insecta; Hymenoptera; Colletidae. The coding region runs from base 1 to 3378 and encodes 1125 amino acids. Gene Ontology annotation, biological process: epithelial cilium movement involved in extracellular fluid movement; axonemal central apparatus assembly. The record is from RefSeq and is a predicted model, not a curated record. The transcript has 6 exons.